This is a messenger RNA of Paramormyrops kingsleyae, 1400 nucleotides long. RefSeq names its product ragulator complex protein LAMTOR3-like. NCBI's taxonomy places the organism in Eukaryota, Metazoa, Chordata, Actinopteri, Osteoglossiformes, Mormyridae. Gene Ontology annotation, biological process: cellular response to amino acid stimulus; positive regulation of TOR signaling. The record is from RefSeq and is a predicted model, not a curated record. Gene Ontology annotation, cellular component: Ragulator complex.
UGUAAAACACUUCCGGCUACAGCUAUAUGUCAUGUGACAUUUAUUCCGAACUCUUCUGCGGAGCUAGGGUGUGUGUAUUGCGAUAAAUUGUUAAACCUAAAACGUAAAUAUAAGGGUUUGUAUAAUUUACGUCGAUAUUUGAGGUUCUGUUCUUCCGGGAAAUAACAAUGUCAGCACAUUUGAAUAUGGGUGAUGUAUGAUUUGAAAAGAUAUCUUUACAAACAGUUGCCAAGUGUAGAGGGUCUGCACGCAAUUGUGGUGACUGACAGAGAUGGAGUUCCAGUAAUUAAAGUUGCCAAUGACAGCGCCCCAGACUACGCACUCAGGCCUGGGUUUCUUUCUACCUUUGCUUUGGCAACAGACCAAGGCAGCAAGCUGGGACUCUCUAAAAACAAAAGCAUCAUCUGUUACUACAACAUGUACCAGAUUGUGCAGUUCAACCGGUUACCUCUGGUGAUCAGCUUUAUUGCAAGCAGUAGUGCCAAUACAGGCCUGAUUAUCAGCCUGGAGAAGGAGCUGGUCCCGCUGCUCGAUGAGCUGAGGCAGGUGGUGGAGGUGUCCUAGGCGAGGAGCACGACGUAUGGGGCGACACGGAAACAUCGCAAGGCUCCAACCCACAUGUCUGUGCAGAGAGCCUGUGUGUGUUUGUGCAAUCAACUCCUUGCCAGUUCCUCUACACACACAUCAACUGGAAGACUGGGGUCAAGAGUCACUUUUGUAGAAAGUACAAACUUUUAAAAAAUGUUCAAUGAUUUUUUUUUUUGUGAAGAAUACUUAAUAUAUACACAUUUCCUUGUUAGUGUUUCCUUUUAAACCAUUUAUACGUCCAUCCCUAUAAAUGCCAAGAACAAAUAUCUUCAUCUCGGACAAGCACUGUUCAAACUUCAAAUGUAAACUAAUGUAAUAUAGCACCUUCUUGUCUGUUGCUUGGAUAUUUUAAAUACCAAUAAAAUGGUUUGACAAGACUGCAUACAAUUAUGGUUUCAUGGCUUUAGAUGAACCAGGAUAUGAUUUAUUUAUGAGCUCUCUCUUUGUGUAAAGUCUCCUUUUGUUUGCCAAUAUUUACUAUAUUAACAUGCCGAGUUGUCCAGUAGAACAUAAGUAUUUGCAGUUUUGCUUUAUGGGUGAUUGCUGUUUUUUUAAUCUUUAUAAUAUUGACCCACCUAGAUCAACUACCUGCAUGUUGGUUUACUAAUAUUCCAUGUGUAGAAGAAAGCUGUACUGCCUCUUUGUUUCAUUGGUACUUACUGUAUCUCAGAGACUUGUGAAAGGCACGUUGGUGCUUUAAUUUGUAUUAAUAUAUUUCAUUUGUAAAUUACAGGUCAAUUCUGUAACUCUUACAAGAACUUUUUGAAUGAAUGAAUUCAUGUAAUACCAAAUAACACACAACUCAAAAACUA